Molecule: messenger RNA, 3202 nt
Organism: Nymphalis io (European peacock)
Lineage: Eukaryota; Metazoa; Arthropoda; Insecta; Lepidoptera; Nymphalidae
Exons: 2
Coding region: 108-2552 (814 amino acids)
Source: RefSeq, a predicted model, not a curated record
UUUUUAAAUUCAUUUCAUCAAAAUAAGUGAUAAAAAACAAAGUAUUGUUUUCAUUUAAUAUUACUUAACUUUCAAAUUAAGUGAAAUGUGUUAGUAACUCAUACAAAAUGUCUACGAUGUUAAUGCAAAGAGAUCUUGUUGUGACGCUGAAAAAGGAAACAAAUUUAAAUAUUGGGUUACUCAGCAAGUUACAACCUAUGCUUCCAGAUUUAUCGCAUUUAAUAUUCAAGGAUAAUGCUUUAGAUAAACCUACACAGAAUUUAUUUAACAAUUUAUCUUACUAUUUAGUGUCUAUAAUUGAUUCACAAGUACACGCAUCUUUAACAUGGCCUCUUUACGACACGAAAGCAGAAAGAACAUACAGAAAUGAACUAUCCAUUUUUAUUAGCGAUUAUAGUUCGAAAGGCUUGUUAACACAUGUUAUGUCUUCGUAUUUAGUGAAUACUGGUUGUUUUAAAGUAACAGUGCUUAUGUUUCAACUCUCACAGUUGGCGGUAAAUCGUUUGCUUGUAUCAAAAAUGAUGAAAGAUAGUAAAAGAACAUUAUAUAACACUAUGACUGAUAAAUAUAAAUCGCAAGAAAAAGAAGGUUUUGUGGAAUGUAUUGAAAGAGAAACAAAAAUUAUGUUAAGCAAAUUUUCUAAUUAUUUAUGUAAGAGACAGAUUAUGGAAAAAACGGCUGCGUUAUUUAGAAAGAGAAUAACUGAGAUGGAAAGUAAAUUGUGUUCUAUGAAUGCCCAGGGUUAUAUCAAUAAUUUGGUUGACAGCUUUCUAAAAGACAAUAUGGUUGAUGAAAACUUUAAAAGUGAUCUUUUAAAAAUUAAAAAUGUGAAUGAACAUCCAAACUUUUUUGAAAAUUGGCUUUUGGAGACAGAUAAAAAAUUAGAUAAUAUUGAAAGUGAAUGGAAUACGAGGGUGUUACCAUUUUUGACCAGAUGUAAAUAUAUAGUACAGAAUACAGAAGCAAUAAUUCAUCGACACACUGGCCAAAUACAAAAAAGUUCCUAUAUGAUAGAAUAUGACCCUAAAACUGAUUCAAUAUGCACAUCUGAAUUACAAAAUCAAGUGAACAGCCAACAAAAAUAUAUACUAAGGAACCUAGAAAAGGAUGGUGUACAAAAUUUUCCAAAUCUAAUCAGAGCAUUUCUUAUAUCAAUUUGUUUCAUUUUGAAAAAUAAUGAGAUUGGAGAUGAAAUUUAUAACUUUAAUAAAUAUUUGGAAGGCGGUGAAAAGAAUUUCAAAGAAGUUGUUAAUGCUUUAAAAGUAUUGAUUGAAAGAGUUUUAAAUGCCGAAGCUAAAUUGCAGUCCGUACCCAUUAUAUAUGAUGAGAUGGUGUCUAUAAAGGAUUAUCCAGAAAUACCUCCAAUGCCUGACUUGUCAGAAUUAAAGAUGAACCGGGAUCAGUACCAAGUCUUCUUUGAUACAUUUACUCCUUUAAAUCUCUACAAACAUAAAUUCAAUUUAAGAAAACGUACAAGUGGAAAUUUUCUCAAACCACAACCAAAGUCAUUAAUUACCCCAUUUUAUCAAGCCUCUAAAGAUGAUUUUAUGAAAAGCUUAAUAUCAUGUCGUAUUAGUUCCUAUGAUAUUGCAAAUACGACACACAAUAGUCACAAUAUGUCUGUCAUUUCAAAUAUAAAAGUCAAUGAGACAAUAACAGAAUGCUCAUCAGGUUUUACAAAACAGCAGAUCAUACGACUACUGUCCACAAAGAAAUCCAGUAGCUCGAAGAAAUUCAAAUACAAACAAGAAAGACCAGACAUUAAUAUUAAGAAAGGAGGAUUAUUCAAUGAAUCUGUGAACUCCAAUGAAAGCAAUGGCUUGUUUCGAAGUUAUUCCUCACCAAAUUUGUUUGAAAAUAGAGAGAAAAGAUCACUUAAUAAUGUAAGAGGCAGAAGACUUUCGAUAAUGCAAGAGGACAGUCCACCGCAACUUGACGUUUCUGGAAUUGCUUGCUUAGAUUCCGAUAGCAAUUAUAAUACACCACAUGGUCUAGGUAACGCAGAGAGUUCUAGACAAGCAGAAAUGUCCAAUUUUCCAAUAAUAUCUGUUACAAAAGAUGCGGAAAGUAGGAUUGAAAAAGUUCUAAAUGAUGUAAAAGUUGAUUUGAGUAAAGAUUUAAUGACUGACAGUACAGUAUCACCUAUUUUGGAUAUAACAAGAAAGAGUAUGGAACAAGAUGUGCAGUUGUCUAAAACGGAAACUCCUAAAACGAACACAUCACUCAUUAAAAAAACAAGUUCAUUAGAAAAAAUAAUAAACAGAUUUAAAAAAGUUAGAGCUAAUGUUAUACCUCAGAGCCUAAAUGAUGUUAAAACAAUUGUCGAAGAAAAGGAAAAUGUAAAUUUUGAUGUUUGCACGGCAAAUAGAGUUUUAUUGCCAGAUCUGUUGAGUCCCAGUUGCAGCACACUAUCUGUGAGACCAAAUGUUAAUUAUUUGGAUCAACUAUGCUUCGAUAUGGAGGAAGUUGAUCGUAGGAAGCCUCAGGAAAGUCUAGGAACUGCGCUGGGCGUCGAUCAAACCUUUUUAGACCAAUUUGAAUUAAUAGACUGAUAUUUAUUAUUAUUUAGUUGCAUAGGUCUGAUUUCAUAUUGCAUUUGUUGUUAUCAUUUCCUAAGUGAAAGAGUUAGCAAUAAUAGAUAUAAUAUUUAAUAUAAAUAUUAAUUUUUUGAUUUUUCAAUGUUAGUUUGAAUUCGCUUUUAUUCAUUUUUUUAAAGGCCAUCCAUAAAGUUUGUACCAAGCGUCUCAUUCUGUAAUACGCAAUCAUGACUGCUAAUGCUUUAAUUAAUUUAUGUGAUUUUAAGUUUUUUAAAUUUCAUAUUCCAUUAAUUGGUAUAUAUUUAUGUAGAUAAUUUUUUUUUUGUUUUUUCUUAUUCAUCUUCUAGUAGGCUUAUACAGAUCAUAUAUAAUAUGUAGUACGUACAUAAGCCAUGAUUAGAUGCAACCGAAGUUCUGAACUUAAGAAAGCAACAUUGAAUUCACUGUAUUAAAUAGAUGUAGAUACAGAUUAAGUAUUUUCUUAGCAGUAGACAACUCUAUGCUGUUGCUAUUUUACGAGAAAUGUUCGUUAAAUACAAAAGAUGAUAUUUAAAUUAUGGGUUAAUUUCAUAUGGAUGGCUUCUUAGUAACUUUUUACUUUGCUGAAUGCUAUAUAUAUAUAAUAAAACCGUUAUGAUUCCAUAUUUAAAAAUCACCGACAAUAA